Molecule: messenger RNA, 516 nt
Organism: Chanos chanos (milkfish)
Lineage: Eukaryota; Metazoa; Chordata; Actinopteri; Gonorynchiformes; Chanidae
Product: phospholipase A2, minor isoenzyme-like
Exons: 4
Coding region: 1-516 (171 amino acids)
Biological process (GO): phospholipid metabolic process; arachidonate secretion; lipid catabolic process
Molecular function (GO): calcium ion binding; phospholipid binding
Source: RefSeq, a predicted model, not a curated record
AUGACGGUAGCCAAAGAACCAGAGACGCCGGAGGAAAACAGAGACUUGAUCCAGUUCAGGGAGAUGAUUAAAUGCACGUUGCCAAACAGCUCACCGCUCGAAGACUUUGGAAAUUACGGCUGUUAUUGUGGGUUAGGUGGCGAGGGAACGCCAGUGGAUGAACUAGACAGAUGCUGUUUUGUCCACGAUGGUUGCUAUGGUGAUGCUCUGAAUCUGGACGCGUGCCGACCGGUCAUAGACAACCCUUACACAAACAGAUACGACUUCCAGUGUAAUGAAACCAGUAGGACAGUCACAUGCCUGUCCAGCAAUAACGAGUGUGACAUGUUCAUCUGCGAGUGUGACAGGAAAGCGGCCGAAUGUUUUGCCAGCACACCUUACAACACGUCCAAUAACAACGUCCCAGACAGCGUGUGUGGCUCCGCCUCCGCUUCCAUCCCAGACUUCAUCUACACCCUCACAGCUCUCACCUUCACACAUGCACUUAUAGAGUUCAUCAGGAGCCCCAUGAAGUAA